AUGCGGUUCGUAGCCUCUCUGUCGCACCGCAGUCUUGCCAGCCAGACUAACCGCUUGCGACAGGGCAAAACGACGACAACGGAGCGCAUGCUAUUUUACAGCGGCGUCACGUCCCGCGUCGGCGAUGUCGACUCCGGAAACACUGUCACCGACUUUCUCGAGCUCGAGCGCGAGCGCGGCAUCACCAUCCAGUCGGCCGCCAUCACGUUUCCCUGGCCGCGCAAGGAGCACUGUCCCCCAGGCACCAGCCCCACGACGGUCAACCUCAUCGACACGCCCGGCCAUCAGGAUUUCCGGUUCGAGGUCGACCGCUGCCUGCCGAUCCUCGAUGGUGCCGUCUGCAUCAUCGACUCAGUAAAAGGCGUCGAGGCGCACACGGAGCGCGUCUGGGGCUCGGCGCAUGAGUUCCGCAUCCCGCGCCUUGUCUACUGCAACAAGCUAGAUCGCGAGGGCGCCUCAUUCCGGAAGUCGGUGCUGGAAAUCGGCAGCCGUCUCAAGGGUUGGCCGCUCGUCUGCCAGAUUCCGUGGUGGGAGAAUGACGAGUUUGUCGGCGUCAUUGACAUUAUCGAUUCCGUCGGGUACCGAUACAGCGAUAAAAAGACAAUAAAAUAUGAGAAAGAGGAGCUGAUGAGAAAACUUUCGUCGUCCAAUGCCGAUCUUGUUCAAGAGGUAGGCGUCGCUCGACAGCACCUAAUUGAAGGCUUGGCCGAAUUCGACGACGUGAUUAUGGAAGAGUUCCUGGCCGAAAAUACAGAUAUCCCCUCUACAAUGAUAAAGGAAGCUCUGCGCAGGGCUAUUCAGAGUGGCGAUGGCCGUGCCAUCCCGGUCUUUGCUGGCUCAAGUUUUCGCCAUAUUGGAGUUGAACCUCUGAUGGAUGCCAUUGCCAGUUAUCUUCCGAAUCCAUCCGAGAGGCCUGACGUCAAUGUUCGCAUAAGCGGCGCGUCCCACAAACUAAGCAAUGCUCUCCAGGGUGACUCAAAACAAGCUGGUGCGAAGCAAAUUGCGUCAAUAUCAUCUGUUUUCAAGGUAUUUGAGCAUCCCAAGGAGGGCAUCAUCAGCUUCGUGCGAGUUUAUCAUGGUACUUUGGCUCGGAGUGCGGCCACGUUCAACACCAAUAUAGCAAUCAGCGAGAGCCCUAUGGGCAUUCUGCAAAUAUCAGCAGACAAGACGCAUGAUGUCCCGGAGCUAUCGGUCGGCCAGAUUGGUGCCCUUCGAGGAUUGAAAAAGGCUCGAACUGGAGAUACAUUGAUUACCACGACAAACAGCAAAGCUCCCCAUGCAGCUCUACGAACCUUGCAAGUCCGACCGCCAGAGAUUCCCCCUCCGGUCGCAUUUCUACAGGUUGAGCCAUAUGGCAAUGUGGCUGCACAUCAGUUACAAGUGGCACUAGAGAACGCGUCGCGGCAGGACCCGAGUUUACGAUGGAGUCGCGAUCCCAAGACGGAGCAGUUCACCGUGCAGGGCAUGGGUAAGCUUCAUCUGGACGUUUCUCUUCACAACAUGAGGCAAAAGCACAAGAUUGAUGCCGAAUUUGGGCCCAUCGAAGUCGACUACAAAGAAUGCCUCAUGGUGGCGGCGCAGCCGCAGAGGAUUGUGUUUGACAGGCCGGUCGCCAGCAAGGCUGGCAAAGUCACCUGCACCGUAACUCUAGAGCCGUUAGAGGCUCACCACCGCGAAACGCUGCAAGAGUCGUGCAUUGAGCGAGACGGAAACAUGUUUCACAUUGUGAUUCCGGACGAGCUUGCUGCAAACUUGGACUUGGACGAGGCCCACCAGCAGCUUCUCAACGGCGCCAUAGCCGGUCUCGCGCGCGGCCCGCGCCGCGCCGCGCCGCUUCACGGGUGCCUAGCGACCGUCGAGCUCGGCGCCUGCGAAUCACCCACUGGCGGCCACUUUAGCUCGGCGGCCCGCACGGCCGUGCAGGGCAGCCUGCGCAGCGCCUUUGACAAGGGCCAGGUCGGCGUCGUCGAGCCCAUCAUGCUGGUGCACAUUAUGUGCCCCGAGCAGGCUGCCGGCACGGUGCAGCACGACAUCUCCGCGGGCGCUGGCGGGCAGGUGCUCGAGGUGAAUGACCGGUCGGCGGGCUCGGGCGGUGCGGGUGGCGCCGGCGGCACCGGCGGCGAGGACGAUACGCCGCUGAUUGACGUGAGUCGCAUCUACGCGCCGCCAGACCCGUACGACUCGGUGACGUCGCUGCGCGGUAAGCGCUCGGCAGCGCGGAUGGUGGAGAUUGUGGCCAAGGUGCCGUACAAGGAGAUGCUCGACUAUGACGACCAUUUACGAAGCAAGACCUCGGGGCGGCACUCGAUGACCAUGACCUUUGACUCGUUCGCGCGCGUGGUCGGACACCGUGAAAAGGGACUGUAA
This is a messenger RNA of Cordyceps militaris CM01, 2367 nucleotides long. Its product is annotated as elongation factor G. The record is from RefSeq and is a predicted model, not a curated record. The coding region runs from base 1 to 2367 and encodes 788 amino acids. Gene Ontology annotation, biological process: ribosome disassembly; mitochondrial translation. The transcript has a single exon. Gene Ontology annotation, molecular function: GTP binding; GTPase activity. Gene Ontology annotation, cellular component: mitochondrion. Lineage: Eukaryota; Fungi; Ascomycota; Sordariomycetes; Hypocreales; Cordycipitaceae.